UGUAAACAGUACUAUAAAGUUUGAGGUUAUAACCAUAGUAACUGAGACGUUUGUUUUGUUCUGAAAUAUUUAUUUAAACAAGAGAAAAGAAGUUCUAUUAUUUCACAGCAUAAUGUCAACACGUUUUUAUCCUAUGUAUCAAAGAGGCAAUCCACAAUUAAGAAUUUUCCUACCAAAUUUCUGGAUGAAGUUAAUUGCGCCUAUAAAUCAGCAGCUUCCAAAUAUUGUACAGUUUCACUGCUCUAUGGAAAUGUCCAGAUACGACAUAAAGAAUUAUCUGGAGAAAAUUUAUAACGUCAACGUAAUUGAAGUGAGGACAAGAAUAGCGAUGGGUAGAUUUAAGAAGGAUCAACUGCAGCAUUCAGUCAUUAAAGAGGACGACAGGAAAGUGGCCUACGUCAUACUGCCAAAGGACCAGUCAUUUGUGUUUCCUGAUAUGUUUAAGAACGUAAAAGAUGAUAUUGAUAAAGAAACUAUGGACAUGGCUAAAAAGGACAUGCAGGAUUUCUUAGGACCUAAUAAAGCCCCUGGAUUACCUGGUUGGUUUAGGAUAUAAUGUCUAAUACUUUUUCGUUUCUCAACAUUGUCGUAUGAUUACCUUCAACGUAAUGUACCUUCACUACGUUUUGAGUUAUCU
Messenger RNA from Mycetomoellerius zeteki, 637 nucleotides. It is a transcript of the gene mRpL23, whose product is annotated as mitochondrial ribosomal protein L23. The transcript has 4 exons. Gene Ontology annotation, molecular function: structural constituent of ribosome. The coding region runs from base 113 to 556 and encodes 147 amino acids. Gene Ontology annotation, biological process: mitochondrial translation. Lineage: Eukaryota; Metazoa; Arthropoda; Insecta; Hymenoptera; Formicidae. The record is from RefSeq and is a predicted model, not a curated record. Gene Ontology annotation, cellular component: mitochondrial large ribosomal subunit; ribosome.